CAAGAAAUUCUUUUUCAGUGCCUGGUUCAGGCAACACUUCCCCAAAAGACAUGGAGUCUUUGCUGCCUCUGAUGAGCAUGGUUAUCUAUUCUAUUGACAAAGCAAAGAAGUUCCGUCUGAACAGAGAAGGUAAACAAAAAGCUGACAAGAACAGGGCUCGUGUGGAAGAGAACUUCCUUAAACUGACUCACGUGCAAAGACAGGAGGCUGCCCAGUCCCGCCGUGAAGAGAAAAAACGGGCAGAGAAGGAGCGAAUCAUGAAUGAAGAGGAUCCUGAAAAACAGCGUCGGCUGGAGGAAGCUGCUUUGCGUCGUGAGCAGAAGAAACUUGAGAAGAAGCAGAUGAAGAUGAAGCAAAUCAAAGUGAAAGCUAUGUGACUCCAUUGUGAGAAGCAUCUCAGUGCCACCUGCAGAAUUUUAAUUCACAGGGUACAAAGACCGACUUAACUCCAUAAUCCUACACUUCUUUGAACACUAGCAGCCAUUAAGAGAAACGCUCCUUGCAGUGGUGUUACUUAUUUAAGUAUUACAGCAACAUGCAGGUGUAUGUAGAGAGCUUUGUCUUGGCAGUUUUAUUCCAGGUGGUAUAAAUUUUUGCUACUUGUCUGUUUAAAAAAAAAAAAAAAUGCAAUAUUCUUG
Antrostomus carolinensis (chuck-will's-widow) is the source of this 638-nucleotide messenger RNA. RefSeq names its product coiled-coil domain-containing protein 47-like. Gene Ontology annotation, cellular component: endoplasmic reticulum. NCBI's taxonomy places the organism in Eukaryota, Metazoa, Chordata, Aves, Caprimulgiformes, Caprimulgidae. Bases 51 to 377 code for a protein of 108 amino acids. The record is from RefSeq and is a predicted model, not a curated record. Gene Ontology annotation, molecular function: calcium ion binding. The transcript has 3 exons. Gene Ontology annotation, biological process: endoplasmic reticulum calcium ion homeostasis.